GAUUAUUCUGUCAAACGCAUUUAUUACGCGUGACACUGUUAUUUUUAUCAUGUCGUUCUAAGACAUGUCCACGUUAGUGACAUCUAAUUAACAGCUAAUGCCUAUUAGCAGCGGCUAGGCUAGCAAGUAGCGAGCAGGUAACUUGUCAGGAACUUGUGGAAGACGUCAAGUUUACAGGCUUUCAGGCUGUUAAUUACACAACGUCAAGAUUGAAGAAACGCCUAAAAACUGAAAGUGUUGAGACGAUGGCCCAGAGGAGCGGACGGACCUCGUUGCUGGACAGCGGGGAGGACUUUGAGAUGCUGGAAGAAGAACAUACUUAUGAUGAUCUUCCUCCUCUGGAAGAUAAACGAGACGUGGAGACCGAAGCUCUGGACUCUGUGCAGACACAGACUCACUCUGAUCCAGAUCCUCCAGCCCCUCUGGAAGAAUGGCUGGAUCUUCUAGGUAAUAACCAGCUGAAGAAAAAGGUCCUGGAGGCAGGGAAAGGACAGGACAGCUGGCCCCAGAAAUUACAGAAUGUGAAGAUUGAACUAAAGACCUACUUGAAAGAUGGGACACUUGUAGAAGAGAAGUCAGACCUUUGUUUCACUCUGGGACAUGUAGAUUUUAUCCAGGCAUUGGAUCUUGCAGUGCAGCUGAUGGAAAUGGGAGAGAGGGCUCUUAUCCACACGGAUGCAAAAUAUGCUUACGGCGAACGGGGGAGCCUUGACCCUAAGGUUCCACCGAAUGCUGACCUGGCCUUAGAAGUGAAGCUGCUUGAAGCCACUGAUGCUCCAGACCUGGAGCUCCUGCCCUCUGCUGAAAAGAUUGCCCUGGCCAGCUACAAGAGAGAACGAGGCAACACACAUUUUCAGCGCGGGGACUAUGCUUUCGCUGUGAACUCGUACAGCAUCGCCCUGCAGAUAGUCGAAUCUAGUUCUAAAGUUGACAUCAGCUGUGACGAGGAAAAUGAGAUGAUUGAUGUCAAAGUGAAGUGUUUAAAUAACAUGGCUGCUUCUCAGCUGAAGCUGGACCGCCAUGAUGCAGCACAUAAGUCUUGUGCCCUGGUGUUGGCCCACCAGCCAGACAAUGUAAAAGCACUUUACCGCAUGGGCAAGGUUUUGGCCCUGCAAGGUGAAUAUGCAGAUGCUGUUCAAACUUUAAAGAAGGCGCUGAAGUUGGAACCAAGCAACAAGACCAUUCAUGCAGAACUGUCCAAGUUGGUGAAGAUGCACACAGAGCAGAGGGGCGCGGAGAAGGCCAUGUACAAGAAGAUGCUGGGUGAUCCUCUGAACAGCAACCCACAGAAACCCCAGACCAAGUCUUCAUGGAAUCUAAGCUGGAAAUGGCUCUUUGGUGCCACUGCAGUAGCUAUUGGCGGUGUAGCAUUAUCUGUCGUCAUAGCUGCUAGAAAUUGAUCCAAGCUUGAAGUGACAUCAUGACCAAGCCCCUUUAAGGCGAGAGCCUGCACGCAGGAGCACACGUGACGGUGCCUUCUGACCUCUGGUCAAAGGGGAGGGAAAUGUCAAAUCGGUCAGUGGCCGCUUCCCCUCACUGUCCUUUUCUCUGCUAUGUUUGAGAUCUGUUAUGACAAAUAUUAUAUUUCUGACCAUAUAAAUGUGCAGCUUUAUGCAUUUGUUGCAUUUCUGGACACUGUUAUUUUGCUGCUAUUGUAGUUAAUAUUUGAAAUUAAUUAUUUGAGCAGUAAAAGUAAAACAUUCCCUGUAGAUUCAUGUUGGAUUUAUUAAUAAAAUAUUUUUGCCUUU
Messenger RNA from Thalassophryne amazonica, 1748 nucleotides. It is a transcript of the gene fkbp8, whose product is annotated as FKBP prolyl isomerase 8. The record is from RefSeq and is a predicted model, not a curated record. The transcript has 9 exons. Lineage: Eukaryota; Metazoa; Chordata; Actinopteri; Batrachoidiformes; Batrachoididae. The coding region runs from base 246 to 1400 and encodes 384 amino acids. Gene Ontology annotation, molecular function: peptidyl-prolyl cis-trans isomerase activity; protein binding.